AUGGCAAGAAAGGAUCAUAGGAUAAUCAUACAUUUUGAUUAUGACUGUUUCUACGCGUCUGUCUUUGAAAAUGAGAAUCCCGCUCUAAAAUCAGUGCCUUUGGCUGUACAACAGAAACAAAUCAUCGUCACAUGCAAUUAUGAAGCUCGACGUCGUGGUUUGAGCAAAUUACAAUUAAUCCACGAAGCCAAGAAAAUCUGUCCGGAUGUUGUUAUUGUCUUGGGAGAAGAGCUGGGUCGAUUCCGUGAUGCCUCCAAAAUGUUACAUAAAAAUUUGGAAAAGUUCAGUUGGUCGGGAAAAGUCGAACGGUUAGGAUUUGAUGAAGUAUUCAUGGACGUCACAGAUAUUGUCGACUAUAAUCAGAAACUUCUCAAUCCAAAUGAUUUGAUCCACUCCUUCCUUCAAAUGGACCGUAAUGAUCCUACCGUGGGGUUUGCCUUUGAUGCGACGAAGAUUGCUGGUCAUGGCUAUCCCGAUUUGCAGCCGUGCGGCGAAGCAUCCCCUCAAUAUACACUGAAUUCGGGGUCGCCGAAUAAUGAUAUCGGACUACUUACUCGGUUGAUUUUGGGUUCACAUCUUGCCCAGCAUCUAAGAUUAAGCCUGGAAGAAGAAAAAGGCUACACUUCAACAGUUGGUAUAUCCACGAACAAACUUUUGAGUAAAUUGGUAGGCAACCUUCACAAACCAAAGGGUCAAACAACUCUUCUCCCACCUUAUGAAGUGUUACCCAGUGAUGAUGGACUACAAAGUAAUGUCACGUUAUUCAUUGAUAGCCAUGAUAUUGGCAAAAUACCUGGAAUUGGGUUCAAAAUGUCUCAACGUAUUCGGAACCAUGUUCUUUCGCGUCCAGCCGAUUUUGAAAGUGGGUUAAUUUAUGGAGGCACCAAAGAAUCUGUCAUAGUCCGUGAUGUUCGUCUCUUCCCCGGAAUUGGUCCUGAGGUACUUGAAAAGGUGCUUGGAGGAUCUGGGGCAGAGAGAGGUAUCGGAGGUAAGGCUUGGGCACUGAUCAAUGGUCGCGAUGAUUCGGAUGUGAAGGAUAUCCGAAAGGUACCAUCCCAAAUUUCAAUCGAGGACUCAUAUAUCAAGCUUGAUACUAUGCCACAACUAAUAAGAGAGCUUCGAAUGCUUGCAACAAGUCUCUUGAAUAGAAUGCAUCAAGACUUACUUGAAGACGAUGAAAAAUCUGACACACCAUCAAAACGAUGGAUAGCUUAUCCAAAAACACUCCGUUUGUCGACCCGUCCCCGUCCACCCUUGAACGCGGAUGGCACCAGAGCCCGAAGUUUCAAUCGAAUCUACAGGUCCGGACCCCUACCCAAUUUCGUUUUCAAUUUAAAAGAUGGUAAAGAUAGCAUUGUCGAAAGACUCAUCCAAGAAUCUUUGAUACCCAUGUUUCGAAAAUUACAUCCCCAGAAAGCGGAUUGGAACCUGAGUCUGGUCAAUAUCGGAGUCACGAAUAUGAUCGAAGCAGCUAGUGAAGACGGAUCUUCAGGCGGCGUGGGUAGAAAUAUAGGCAGCAUGUUCAAGGGACAAGAAGCGAGGCUUAAAGAGUGGAAGGUGCAGGAUAGAGACACCCCACCUGAUUUCGUGGCAGAUAGGAAUCAGCUUCCUGCAAAGAAGCAUCCUUCCAGUGAUCGCGUUGAGACAGAGUAUACUAUGGGCUCAGAAGAUAUAGUUCGGUCGCAAGAUACGGUGGACGAACUAGAUUUUUGGAAUGUAGAGGAUGAGGAGGAGGAAAUGGAUCAUCGGGAAAUAUGUAAUGUAUGUGGUGCGAUGAUGCCCGCUUUCGCAAUGCCAGCUCAUGAACGCUUUCACAACUGGGAGGGGGAUUGA
Botrytis byssoidea is the source of this 1833-nucleotide messenger RNA. RefSeq lists its product as uncharacterized. Gene Ontology annotation, molecular function: DNA-directed DNA polymerase activity; damaged DNA binding. The record is from RefSeq and is a predicted model, not a curated record. The transcript has 4 exons. NCBI's taxonomy places the organism in Eukaryota, Fungi, Ascomycota, Leotiomycetes, Helotiales, Sclerotiniaceae. Bases 1 to 1833 code for a protein of 610 amino acids. Gene Ontology annotation, biological process: translesion synthesis.